GAGGCGAACGUGGUGGCAUGGCGGCCCCCGGAGGCGGCGUGACUGCGCUGCCGCUGACCCUGCUGGCGGUGUUCGGGCUGUGGCGGCGGGGUGUUUCGGCGCGGCUGCUGCGCUGGGCGUCCCUCGCGCUGUCGGCGGGGCUCAUGGCGUCCCUCGGCCGCGCCUACCUGCAGCUGGCGCGCGACCCCGUCAUGGCGUUCCGCGCGCUGGGCUGGCACUCCACCAUCGUGCCCACCUACAUCAUGGCGCGCUCGCUGCUCGUUCGCAAGCACCGGUACGUGAGAAUCAUGUCGAGGGCGAGUGCAGAUGAAGGCAUGGCGGAGACAGCGCACAUCUACCUAGCGGCGAAGGCCCAGGGGCAGAGGCUGACCUCCGUGUACCUUUGCCUCGGCACCGUGUACACUCUGUCCACCUGGGCUGUGCCCCUGCUGAUAUCGCGCGGAGACCGCGCUCCCUACGACAUCUGGUUCCCAGCUUCCGCUGGCCCCGUCACGCAGUACGUGUUCCAGAGCAUCGGCAUCGAGCUCAGCACCUACAUGGUGAUCGUGUGCGACAUGUUCUUCAUCUCGCUCAUGCUCAAGAUGAUCGCCGACUUCAAGACCUUGAACAUGGCGCUCACGCGACUCGGGCCUGCGGAGGGGCCUGGGAACCGUGGCCACCUCCUGGGAACUGUCGGCGCUCCGAGGAGGGCCGACGAUGGCAUGGAAUUAAAGCUGGUGGCACUCGUCCGUUACCACCAAGAUUUGCUGAGGUGA
Bacillus rossius redtenbacheri is the source of this 755-nucleotide messenger RNA. RefSeq lists its product as uncharacterized. Gene Ontology annotation, biological process: sensory perception of smell. Lineage: Eukaryota; Metazoa; Arthropoda; Insecta; Phasmatodea; Bacillidae. The record is from RefSeq and is a predicted model, not a curated record. Gene Ontology annotation, cellular component: membrane. Gene Ontology annotation, molecular function: odorant binding; olfactory receptor activity. Bases 18 to 755 code for a protein of 245 amino acids. The transcript is spliced from 2 exons.